This is a messenger RNA of Ochlerotatus camptorhynchus, 2546 nucleotides long. RefSeq lists its product as uncharacterized. Lineage: Eukaryota; Metazoa; Arthropoda; Insecta; Diptera; Culicidae. Bases 239 to 2023 code for a protein of 594 amino acids. The record is from RefSeq and is a predicted model, not a curated record. Gene Ontology annotation, biological process: ubiquitin-dependent protein catabolic process via the multivesicular body sorting pathway. Gene Ontology annotation, molecular function: ubiquitin binding. The transcript is spliced from 4 exons. Gene Ontology annotation, cellular component: ESCRT I complex.
AUUUUGCAUUUCGUUUUGGUUACUCUAUAGCAUUACCAGAGAUUGUAAAUUUCUGUUAGUUAACUCUAUGAUUCAAGGGAUUGACGAUGUCUGAACGCUAUCACAAAGGAACAUAUUAAUCCAAUUUAUGCACAGUCUGCUGCGGUAAAGAUAGUAGAAAGGAAAAAAAAACCUUGAUGAAAUCAUCGUCUCUACGGUUGCGUUUGCUAAUGCCGAAAACGAAGGCUAUCAAUAUAGAAUGUCCCAGAGUCCACCUAAUUACAUGGAUGGAGUCCCGGUGAAGAUAUCGGAGCGCUUUAAACCUCCUCCAAAGAUUACACUUCCGCAGAGUGUUAUAAAUCGAUUGGCACAGGUCGAAAAUGGUGUUGCCUUGCGAGCAGUGAUCGGCUAUGCAUUUGAGCUGGAGGAAACAGUACUUAAACGGAUUACUGAGUGGCGGGCGGUUAAGGAAAAGGAACGUGAUGAACGCGAUGAACGAGUGAGACUCAAGGAACAGGAACGGGCGAGAUUGGUAGAUGAAGAGCAAAAGCGUAAGUUGAACCAGAUUUCCUACCCUAACACCGAUGACCUUUCCAGUGCCAGUGAAGGCGAAGAUGAGCCAUCAGAGGAAAAUGAUGAAUCUUCGCCAUCGGGAUCGUCUGAGGAGCAAGUUCUCAAAAAUCAGACACCUUUAGUAGUUAGUUCUGGAACAGUGCAGUAUAGUCAUAUGAAUAAGUUUGAUACAAUUCUUAUGCCGACGGUACUCCCCGAGGUAGCGGCGGCGAUGAUAGGCGCCACUGGUAAAGUGAUCGAUUCUGGUACACCACUAAACUUCAGCAUUCCAAAGAAUACUAACCUGUUGAAUAAUAACAACAAUAACAUCUACAACAAGAUAAACUAUUCAGAUUUUGAAAAUGACACUUCCAGUCCUUUUGAUAACAUGGAGUUGAAAACUAUAAACGAUUUGGACAUUUUGGCUCAGGUUUAUAAUUUAAAUAUUUCUAAUUCUGGUUCAGUGCGAAGUCCUGAAGAUUCUAAUGAAAAGAAUGCCAAACCGCUUGAAAAGCGACAAGAUUUGAAUGUCAAACAUCAAUCUAACGAGACUUCUCCUGAACAGAGUACGAAUGUGACCACAACUCAGCAGCCGCCCGACUAUCAGCAACAGUCACAAUAUCCACAAGCAGUGUAUCUACCGAACCCUCAACAGCAAGUCCCAACAAGUGAUUAUUAUAAAUCUUACAACAGUUACCAGUAUAACUAUGGACAGUACGCUGCCUCUUCGACAGCUAGCUACGCUUCAGCAGAUAACCGCUUCCUUAGUCAAUACAAUUCCGCUGCUGGUACUUCCUAUCAACCAUCGGUUCAAUCUCAGUACCAACCUUUUAGCCAGGGUCUAGGAUCUAGCACUUACAAUUACUAUCCGUAUACAAGUUCCUCCAACAAUUCAACAACGCAGUCCACGUAUGCAAAUGCAUAUUUUUACUCCAACGCUUACGGUCAUCAAUCUCAGUUAAUGCCUGGUUACAACUAUUCAGCUCAAGGUAGUACGACCGUUGCUGAGACCCCGUCUACCGGCUAUGGUAGCGUGGUCGCUACUGAUGGCUCGAUGAGUGACUCUGUCGAGGUGUCCUCUAUGAGAUCUAAAUCUAAAAGUGUACCGGACAUUGUCCGCCAGCUGGACGAAGAAGUGAAAGACUCCGCACAGCGAAGAACACGAAACAAUAGUCAAUCUGUUGCAGAAAAGAAUCACCAAGAAGAGGAUAAGUCCAUUGCAAAAUCUGCAACCGCGCAGGACUUGACUCUAUAUAAUCGAUUAUCACCAAGCGAUCAGAAUCUAGUGAAACGUAUCGAGUCGAUGGGAUUCCCAUUAGAGCGCGUAGCGGCGGUGCUAAAACGAAUAGGACAUGAUGAUAAGAAGAUCGUGGAACAUCUGAUACCGCUUAGUGAGUUAUUGGAUCUGGGUUUUGAGGAAGAGAAAAUAUCUGAUGCGUUAGUCAAAUUCGACAACAACAAACACAAAGCAUUGGAUUAUUUAAUAUCGUAGUAUCGUAUACCGGAUAUAGGUAGUGUACUAUUUAUUUUUGGUAUAUGGUUGUCGCUCGACGCAGACAACGACGCGAUUGUGAUUGCUACGCGCAGGAAAUUAAAAACAUAUUUGUUCGAAAUUGAUGUAUAACGUGUAAACCAAAUCGAUUGUAGUAGCUAUUUUACACUAAUACUGAUGGAAACAUUCAAUUUAUAAUAGGCUUUGCUUGACCGAUGCCUUUAUUAGCCGACGUUAUAGAAAAUAUGUUGUACUAGCACUCGAAAUGCAUAUAGUGGAUAGGAUAAGAGCUGUGAGUGCAAAUGCCACUCUUUUGCGGUAUGAUAUUGAGGUUUACUUAUAAUUGACAUUGGAAAGUAUCUGCAGUAUAGGUAACUUUGUUUGGUUCCAACUCGUGUGAGAUUAAAAUUUUGCUUACAGUCGUUUGUAUAUGGUCUAUAAAAAAGAAUGCUAUUUUUAUACAUAUUAAUUCGUUUUUUUUCUUGCGGAAUAAUCUUUAAACGAUAGAAGGAAGAACAAUAUA